This is a messenger RNA of Paramecium primaurelia, 791 nucleotides long. NCBI's taxonomy places the organism in Eukaryota, Ciliophora, Oligohymenophorea, Peniculida, Parameciidae. The record is from the annotation of a GenBank genome assembly.
AUGAAAUCUAGGCUUCAAAAUGGAAAUUAUUUUUUGAAUAAAGAUUUCAUCUAUUAUCACAGACCAUAAAUACCUGUUACAAUCCAAUCAAAAUCAGCAAUUGAAAUUAAACCAAUUCCGUAACCAAGUAAUCAUCAAAAAAAACAGAAAACCAUUCACUAUUAUGAUCAAUAAAAAUUUGAAUAAUAUACAUCUACUAAAACUAAACUCUAUGAUUUAUUAAGUUUAAGAUAAAGUAAAUAUAACCAAUCAUUAAAGCUAAUAGGACACCAAUUCAAAGAAGAAGAUAACCUGAAUCUUCUCUUAUAGUUAAAAGAAAUCCAGAGAUUUUUACAUCAAAUGUUGAAAUAAAUGAUAUCAAAUAAAAAGUCAAAACCUUCAGUCAAGAAUGUCCAAGAACUUAAUAAAAAAUUACAAUAGUUCAACAUUCAUCAUAAUUAGCGAGUACAUAAAAAAGAAAUCAUAAUCAUUCGAAAUCUACUAAUAAUAAUAAUAAUAAUAAUACCUCGACUCCUUAACUCAAUAAAACAGUCUCUCAAUUUUAAUGUUUUACUCCUCUAACAAAUUAAAAAAACAAUAAUUCUUAAUUGGAUCUGAUGCAAAGAAUCAAAUAAUAAAAAUUAGAAAGUCUUAUCAAUCUUAUUAUCAAUAAUCAACUUAAUAAUAUUGUACAUGGCUUUACACUCAUUAAGAAUACUGCUCCUUUACUACGUUACAUAAAAGAUCUGGAAAGGAGAAAAGCAGAAUUUAAAUAAAAAAGAUUUCAAAUUAAAUUAAUCAAAAUUAAAUGA